GUGCCCUGCAUAUGUUAAAAUUCAACUCCAGACUGCAGUUCUCUUCCAUCCUUAACUCAGUUUAACAACUGAAAAACAGCAACAUGUCAGAUCAAUCUGCUUUUGACACAGAUGUGUGGACUCUCACACGGUUUGUCAUGGAGACGGGGAGACAAGCCAAGGGUGCGACUGGAGAACUUACCCAGCUUAUCAACUCCAUGCUAACAGCUAUCAAAGCAAUUUCAUCUGCUGUGAGGAAAGCUGGACUCGCUCACCUUCAGGGCAUCGCUGGGCACAUUAACGUCACCGGUGAUGAGGUGAAAAAGCUGGAUGUGCUGUCCAAUGAUCUGGUCAUCAACAUGCUGCAGGCCUCUUACAGCACCUGUGUCCUCGUCUCUGAGGAGAACAAAGAAGCCAUUAUCACCUCCGCAGAGAAACGGGGUAAAUACGUGGUGUGUUUUGAUCCACUGGAUGGCUCCUCCAACAUCGACUGCUUGGCACCUAUAGGCACCAUCUUUGCCAUCUACAGGAAGGUUUCAGAAGGUGAGCCAACAGAGAAGGAUGCUUUCCAACCAGGCAAUCAAAUCGUGUGUGCCGGUUAUGCACUGUACGGCAGUGCCACUAUAGUGGCUCUCAGUACUGGAGCUGGACUCAACUUCUUCAUGUUAGAUCCAGCCAUAGGUGAGUUCAUCCUAACAGACAGAAACGUGAAGAUCAAGAAGAAGGGGAAGACCUACAGCUUAAACGAAGGCUAUGCCAAGUACUUCGAUCCUGCAGUGACCGAGUACAUAAAACACAAGAAAUUUCCUGAGGAUGGCAGUGCUCCAUAUGGUGCCAGAUACGUGGGCUCCAUGGUUUCAGAUGUGCAUCGUACCAUUGCUUAUGGCGGCAUCUUCUUGUACCCUGCCAACGAGAAGAGCCCUAAAGGAAAGCUACGGCUGCUGUACGAGUGUAACCCCAUUGCCUUCCUAGUGGAGCAGGCUGGAGGAAUAGCCACCACAGGCACGCAGAGAGUCCUGGACGUAAAGCCCGAGUCUGUGCAUCAGAGGAUUCCAUUCGUAGUGGGGUCUCCGGAUGAUGUGGAGGAAUACCUGUCCUUUGUCAAAAAAUAUCAGAAAUAGAGUUUUCCCUAUACAUAUCUGGUCUGUUCACUGCAGACUAAUGAGCAGUUUAGCUAUGUUUAUUUCUGAUGUGAAUUACAUCCUGCCAGUAAACAGGCAUGCACCAACGGGUGAACAUGUGAAUCUCAUCACACACGGAAAUUACGCCUUAAUUUGUAGUCUAAAAAGCCCUAGGCUCUGUAACAAUCUAGAAAACAUGGUUUAAUAUUAGUGCUAGUAUUAGUGACUUAUUUCAUUAAUUGUAACCUCCAGAGUCUACAUGUCAUUUUUGAAGUAUUUGACUGCAGUCAUCUCAAAAUUUGAACCUUAUUCAUCAUAUUCAAUCAUCUAACUCAGUCAUCACUUCCCUUCAGUUUCCAGAGUACAGCCUCAGGCAGUGUUCCCACCCUGCCUUGGGUCUCUAGAAUGUUGUGGUUGGUGUUGUUGGCUUUAUUUAUCAAGUUCAUCAUGAGGUUGUUUAUCAACUCUCCUUUUCCUGGAUCUUCAACUGUUUUGUCCAGAUUCACUAACCCCAAAAUACGCUGGCUGUAUGUAAUGAGUGCUGGCUACAUUGUAAUGUAGCAUAUGCUGUAUGUUAAAACAAUACACUGAUAAUAUGCUGUA
Molecule: messenger RNA, 1703 nt
Organism: Pangasianodon hypophthalmus (striped catfish)
Lineage: Eukaryota; Metazoa; Chordata; Actinopteri; Siluriformes; Pangasiidae
Gene: fbp2
Product: fructose-1,6-bisphosphatase 2
Exons: 7
Coding region: 84-1100 (338 amino acids)
Biological process (GO): fructose metabolic process; fructose 6-phosphate metabolic process; sucrose biosynthetic process
Cellular component (GO): cytosol; cytoplasm
Molecular function (GO): fructose 1,6-bisphosphate 1-phosphatase activity
Source: RefSeq, a predicted model, not a curated record